AUGGGAUUAAGCGUGACUGUCAAAUCGUUCACAUACACUGUAAAGGGACCCUUUCACUCGUCGCCUUUUCUCAGGUCCCCAACUAAUUUGUCGCGAUAUGACGAAGAUACAGAUUUAGCACACAUGUUGUCCCAGCGAAGCAGUGCCUCAUCUGGUGGAGUAAUGUCUUGGAGUCUGAGGGCCCUUGAUACUGUAUUGGUUGAUGCAGGCGUCGGCCCAUGCAUCUUGGGCAAGAGGGUACGUUUGAGCCCACUCCGCCUGAACACAGAUACGAAAACACUCGCUGUGGUCUGUUGGAAGGGAACUACUGACUGGGUCUUCGGAUGGACGCCAGUAGUCGCUGACUGGGCCAGUCGACUCUCCUCGUCUCGCCUCGUCUCGUUCCGUUUCGCCUCGCUUCGUCCUGUCUCGUUUUGUUUCGUCUCUACUCAAUACAUUGGCAUCCCAAGAGUAUGGGCUAUGGUAGCUCAAACCAAGUUGGAGAGGGCUCAAUCAGACCAAGACAGCUCCUCUUGGAGGACGAGUGGGGCGAAGGGAGGCAGAGAGGAGACACAUGCGGAGGGCAAGAUUAACCGGAGGCCAGAAGAGAUGCUGAGGCAAUUUGUGUGCUUGUGUAUGUAUGCAUGCGUGUACAGUGGAGAGCAUUAG
Molecule: messenger RNA, 648 nt
Organism: Protopolystoma xenopodis
Lineage: Eukaryota; Metazoa; Platyhelminthes; Monogenea; Polystomatidea; Polystomatidae
Source: the annotation of a GenBank genome assembly